Molecule: messenger RNA, 1127 nt
Organism: Suillus clintonianus
Lineage: Eukaryota; Fungi; Basidiomycota; Agaricomycetes; Boletales; Suillaceae
Exons: 16
Coding region: 90-944 (284 amino acids)
Source: RefSeq, a predicted model, not a curated record
CCGUGAACAUCAGGUUGAGCCGAAUGGUGCCCGCAAUAUUGUCACUGCCAUCUUGAUGGGUUCCCAGCUCAUUCAUAAGAAAUAAGAAGAUGGAAUAUUCUGCUGCCGAUAUUGCAGAGGCAACGAGUUUGCAGUAUUUAGCGUACCUAUACACGUCGCUGGCUACAUUCUGGACCUAUGAUUACGCUUGUUCACUUCACGAAGAGUGGAAAUUCCUGCUUCGGUCGCGCUGGACCAAAGUUAAAGGCCUUUACAUUAUCACACGACAUGUCCCCUUCUUUCUCAUCAGCAUGGAUAUAUACCUGACCUUCGCCCCGAGUGGGAACCCCAAUAAAUGCCGGACGUUGGGAAAUAUUUAUGUAUGUUUUGGAGUGAUAUCACUCACUUGCUCUGAAUGCUUUUUUGUGCUCAGAACGUAUGCGCUCUGGGACAAAAAUAGAAUCGUACUCGCAGCCAUGGUGUCCACCUAUGUUGCUGGUAUCGUAGCAUCCAUCGGCAUUCGUUUUGCCACUAUUCCAACCUCGUAUGUUACGACUAGCGCGAUUCCAGGCAUCACAGGGUGCUACCGGACCUCUCGCAGCGCCGAAGUGUUUCUGCCGUUUCUUCUGAUGUGUGUGUUUCAACUGGGACUGAUCUCCCUAACACUAAUUUGUGUCGUACGAAGCUGGCGAGCAACUAGGAGCCCUCUAUUUGUUAUCCUCGUGAAGCAUAACAUCUUCUACUAUGCAUGCGGCCUGGUUCUCUCAGCCGUGAACAUCCUCUUGCCAGUGCUAGUUUCCAAUUCGGCAUACUACACUGUCAUCCAAGAUUUCCAGGUUUUUAUCCUUGCGAUCCUCGCUACGAGCAUGCACCUCCAUCUCUGGCGUAUCGACCAGCACGUGCAUGGCUCUGACCUUGUGUGUAUUUCUUUGUCCGACAUGUCACCUGCAGACCCGUACAUGUGAUGCAGUGUGCUAGGUGGAAGUGGCUUAUCGAGAUCCGCCGGCUUGGUCUGGUUUUGGACGCGCUUAACUUAUAGGAAUGCAUUUUUUGUCGGGAUGAAUAAUUUGACGUCCGGAGAGACGCCAACAGGUAUAAGUAAUCAUGACAGCGAGGAUCGUUCACCAGAUGACAUUCAACAAAGAUGU